This is a messenger RNA of Vombatus ursinus (common wombat), 3064 nucleotides long. Its product is annotated as protocadherin-11 X-linked-like. Gene Ontology annotation, cellular component: plasma membrane. Lineage: Eukaryota; Metazoa; Chordata; Mammalia; Diprotodontia; Vombatidae. Bases 11 to 3064 code for a protein of 1017 amino acids. Gene Ontology annotation, molecular function: calcium ion binding. The record is from RefSeq and is a predicted model, not a curated record. Gene Ontology annotation, biological process: homophilic cell-cell adhesion. The transcript has 5 exons.
CAUUGCCGAGAUGGGUAUUUUUUCUGGAACUUACAAGUUCAUUCUCCUGCUGGCUUGUGCCGUAGUUCAGUGUGCCGCAAUGGAAAAGAAUUACACCAUACUAGAAGAACUACCUGAAAAUGUCCUGAUAGGUGAUCUGGUGAAGGAUCUCAACUUGACAUUCUCACCAGAGAAGACACUCUCGACUCCCUUGCAGUUUAAGUUAGUGUACAAGAGUGGGGAUCUGGCAUUAGUGAGGGUAGAGGAGGCAACUGGUGAGAUCUAUACCACCGGUGUACGCAUAGAUCGUGAAAAAUUAUGCUCUGGUGUCUUUGCUGAGACUCACUGUGUUUAUGAAGUUGAAGUAGUUGUUUUGCCAGAUGAAAUCUUUAAAUUGGUCAAGAUCCGCUUUCUGAUCGAAGACAUCAAUGAUAAUGCCCCACUCUUUCCUGCGACGGUCAUCAACGUUUCAAUUCCUGAGAACACUGCUAUCAAUUCCCGAUUUCCGGUACCUUCAGCUGUUGAUCUUGAUGUUGGCAUUAAUGGAAUUCAACAGUACCAUCUGCUUAACGGUUUAGAUGUAUUUGGGCUUGAUGUCAUUGAAACACCUGAGGGAGAAAAAUGGCCCCAACUAAUUGUCCAAAAGGUGCUGGAUCGGGAGGACAAAGACACAUAUGUGAUGAAAUUGAAAGUUGAAGAUGGUGGGUCACCUCCCAGGUCCAGCACAGCCCUUUUGCAAGUUUCUGUGAUUGACACGAAUGACAAUGGUCCUGUCUUUAAGGAGUCAGAGGUUGAAGUUGCCAUCCCUGAAAAUGUUCCUGUGGGCUUUUCAGUCUAUCAACUCCAUGCCACUGAUGAUGAUGUGGGUGCAAACGCACGGAUCCAGUACUUUUUCAGUGAUCUAAUGAACAACGUUGCAAGGAAGCUUUUCGAUCUCAACAAUACCACUGGCCUCAUUACCGUCAAGGAGCCCUUGGAUAGGGAGCAGGCUCCUAUUCACAAGCUGAUGGUUUUAGCAACUGAUGGAGGUUCAUUGCCCGCUAGGGGAAUGGUGAUAGUGAAUGUCACAGAUGUCAACGACAACCCCCCGAUAAUUGACGUCAGAUACAUCAUCAAUACAGUUAAUGGGACUGUGUUCUUGUCAGAAAAUGCUGGGCUCAAUACCAAAAUUGCUCUCAUUACACUAAUAGAUAAAGAUGCUGACCGUAAUGGGAAAGUGAACUGUUUCACAGAAAAUGACGUUCCUUUCAGAUUAAGACCAGUUUUUGAAAAUCAGUUCCUAAUGGAGACUUCCUCUUUCCUAGAUUAUGAGACUACAAAAGAAUAUGAAGUAAAAUUGUUGGCUUCAGAUUCUGGCAGACCUCCUUUGAAUUACACUACUUCUGUCAUGAUUAAAAUCAAAGACGAAAAUGACAACGCACCCAUCUUCAGCCGGUCGAGCAUAAGGAUUUCUGUCCCAGAGAACAAUGCUCCUGGUGCUCAGCUGACAAAAAUCAGUGCAACAGAUGCAGACAGUGGAAAGAAUGCAGAGAUCACUUACCUGAUAGCUGGUGAACGCCCCUCUGCUUUCAGCCUGGAUAAUCGUACAGGCAUUCUGUCAGCAGCGGAACCACUAGAUAGAGAAAAGAAAGACAAAUACACCUUCACAGUCACCGCAAGGGAUAAUGGCAAACCUCACCUGCAGUCCAACGCUACGGUGAUUGUAACAGUCCUCGAUCAGAAUGACAACAGCCCUACUUUUACCCACAGUGAGUACAACUUCUAUGUCCCAGAAAACCUACCCAAGCAUGGCACGGUGGGACUCAUCACUGUAACUGAUGCUGAUGCUGGAGAGAAUGGAGUUAUCACUCUCACCAUUCUAAAUAACAAUGGCAGUUUCAUCACUGAUUCAAUAAAUGGAAUCAUCCGACCCAAUACCUCUCUUGAUAAAGAGAAACAACAGUCUUACACUUUCGUAAUAAUGGCCACAGAUGGAGGCAGGGUGCCACGCUCUUCAUCUGCCAAAGUGACCAUCAAUGUGGUUGAUAUUAAUGACCACAAACCAGUUCUUGUUUUACCUCCUACUAACUAUACAUUUCAGUUUCUUCCACUAGCUACUGAACUUGGCACACUUUUGUAUGUAGUGAUGGCUAUUGAUGAGGAUACUGGCAAGAAUGCUGAAAUUCAGUCCAAAAUUGAAUCAGGAAAAAGAAAGAAAUUAUUUGAAGUGGAAGGAGCAUCAGACGAGCUACUGCGCAGAGCUCGAGGUCGAGGACGAGGAAAAUCAGUGACCCACAAGGUUAAAAAGCCUGAUGUUGCGAGCCCAUCAACUGGUGACUACGUCAAGUACAUCAUCGCCAUCAUUUCUGGUUCCAUGACGGCCGUCCUGACCAUUGUUAUCGCUGCUCUUUUACGUUGCCGCCGUUUUCCACGCCUCCGAGUUGGAAGAAAGCAGAAUUCAGAAUGGGUCACUCCAAAUCCAAACAACAGCGAGACAAUAACGAUUAGCACAAAUGACAACGGUGGCACUAAUAGUGUCAUCCUUAACCUUGUGACCUUUGCCGAAUCUGGGACUGAUGAUCUGGAUAAUGAGGAAGAGGCCACUACCUCCUUGGAUGUCGCCAUUGAUAUCGAAGAAGACCCCAUGGAGAGGUACAAGUGGGGUACCCAUUCUUCCACUUUUAAGCCCGAUGUUCCUGAUUUGGCUCAACACUACAAAGCGACAUCUCCUCAGCCACCCUUCCAUAUUGAGCCUGAGACUCCUGUGCAUUCAAAGCACCAUGGCAUCCAGGAGCUGCCCGUGGACAAUACUUUUGUGAUGGGCUGUGACUCUCUUUCCAAAUGUUCCUCCAGCAGCUCAGAUCCAUACAGCAUUUCUGACUGUAGCUGUCAAGGAACCAUCAAGACUACAGCCACCAUUCACCCCCGACAGAUAGAACCGGACUUCUCGUUGGUACACGUUAGGAACAAAUGCUGCUACCACUUGCCAGCCCACCCAGAAACAAAGGCAGUGGGCAAAUGUCAGAGGUCUUGGCUGGCCCAGGCAUUGCAGAGUGGUGUCUGGGAAUUACAAUCUCUUCCCCUCUCCAUCCUAUGCUCCACAUAG